AUGACUCCUCCCACUCCCACCAGUGAUGAUCCUUUUAACAACAAGAGAUAUAUUGGAAUGAAGAGUAUCUGGAGUAACGUAAAGAAAGGCGCAGUCGGACAGGAUCCAAAUCAAAAAAAUUGGGCGGCUCAACAAAUCAAAUUGGAUUCAAGUUUCGCGGCACUACCACCUCCAUCUCGAGACUCAAUAUCAGCUUCCAAAAACUCAUGUUUCUCUGAUCUUACCAACUAUAUCCCUGCAGGAUCAAUUCGAAUACAUAAGCACGGGUGUUCGCUCUUGACGGAAGAAGUUUUUACGUGUCGAAGUUGGCAUGCUUUUUACCUUCCUUCCGAUAUCACCAACUUCCAACAAAGUAUCUUGUAUCUACCAAAUACUGUACAAGGUCAAUUGCUUCGUUCCGCUGCCCUUGCUGAGUACACUGGAAUACACAAUGCUGGUUGGAUCAGAAUGGAGUUCAAGGCAAAAGACAAGAAUACUGGUCAAGUAAGGGUCUAUAUACUACCAGAUGAUAUUGGAAAUGCUGUAUUAGAUCGUUCGAUGAAGCAACUUCGUAAGGGCAUGGAGGCCUUACUAGACAAGUUAGACGUUUCAAAUGCGGCUUGGCAAGGAACAUGGUCAGAUGACACACCAAUUCAGCACAUCAACUCUGAGUUGGAUGACAAAGAAUUUACAGAUGUCGUCUCGCUCUUUGACAUGUUUAACAAUCUACCAUCUCCAAAACCAGACCCAGGGGUGAUCGUUGGAGAUCGUUAUGUACAAGAUGCGAUGAGAUCUCUCCUGACAGGUAAUGUCCAGGGGCUGAAUCCAGAUACUCAAAUGCAUCCAUAUCAAUGUCAAACGGCUGCUAUGAUGUUGCAGCGGGAAACACAGCCAGGAUACAUUAUGGAUCCACGUCUUCGAAGAAUACAAGAUCAGUAUGGACAGAGCUUUUACUGUGAUUUGAGUGCGAACGUUUGUUUGAGGGAGCCACGCCUUUACGAAGCUCCAAGGGGUGGAAUAUGCGCAGAAGAUAUGGGUCUAGGAAAGACUCUAAUCUGCUUAGCUCUGAUCCUAUCAACAAAAUAUUUGAGACCUCAAAUGCCAGAUGAGCACUCCAUUGACUCUAUUCCCACGCGAAAAGAGACGGGUUCUCUUCUCGAUAUGUGCGCUUCGACCGUCGGCAGACAAGGAAUUCCGUGGGAGAUAGUCCUUGGAAAGAUGGAGUCCGAAGGAGAACUUGGAUUCAGCCAAAUGCAUGCCGCCUUAACUAGAGGAAUUGGCUACUAUUGGUAUGAGCCUGACCCACCAGCUCGCGAGACACGUCGUCCAAUAGCCUCAACUAAGAAGAAGAUUUGGCUCGCAAAGUCUACACUUGUAGUUGUUCCACCCAACUUGGUGCACCAAUGGAUACAAGAGAUCGAGAAACAUACCACCAGCUUGAGUUAUUUGGUUAUAAAUGAUAUGAAAAUUCAAGUACCUGCCGCCCAUGAGUUGGCAAAGUACGACAUCAUUUUAUUUGGCAGAAGGAGAUUUGAAAGGGAGGCUACAGAGGAGACUUUGACAUGCCCACAGAGCACCAUUACCUGCGAGCACUGUUUUGGAAGGCCGGAAGCUUUUAACUGCGCUUGCGAGAUAUCUACAGAAAAUGCACCGGCAGAAGCCUUUAAAUAUCGUUCUCCACUUCGAGAUCUCCAUUUCAAGCGCCUGAUCACUGAUGAAGGACAUGGCUUCGGGAAUGUAACGAAAAGCGGACAGUCAAAUGCGAUAAUCAUGGUUGACUUCUUGCACCUUGAUGCGCGUUGGAUUAUUUCUGGAACUCCGACGAACGGGCUUCAUGGAAAAGACGACGAAUUUUCGAGGGCUUGUGAGCUCAGAAAUAAUGACACGAAGUUUUUCGGUCCAGAAAAUGCCAAGACGCCCCUAGAGAAAAGCUGCACUAACUCAAAAGGAGUGUCGAUUAUGCAAGAGACUAAGGACCUUGAGAAGCUUGGAAAUAUAUUGAAGUCAUAUCUUAAAGCUCGACCAUGGGCAAACACGGCUGUGGUAGGUGAUCAAGCAUCUUGGCUAGAUCUAGUCAUCAAACCACGAUAUAAUCAACAGAUCCAUGGCGAUCCGGGAAUUCUUAAGUCUACUUUGAAAAGUAUGAUCAUCCGACAUACAGCAAGAGACAUUACGGGUCAACUUAGACUUCCCCCAUUAAACAAGAAAAUCGUUUCCCUCGAAGGAUGUUUUCAGGAUAAGUUGUCGUUGAAUAUAUUUUCGAUGAUGAUUACCAUAAAUGCUGUUACCUCGGAAAGAGAAGGUGUAGACUAUUUCUUCCAUCCGAAAAAUAGGAGAGCGCUUCUUACUUUGUUUUCAAACUUACGACAAGCUUCUUUCACUUGGUCAGGUUACACCAAGGCAAUGAUUGAAAACUCGCUUCAAACCGCAGAGAAGUUCCUUGCAAAGGAUGACAUCAAUCCUGAAGACAAAAAGCUUUUGCAAGAAGCGAUUCGAGCUGGAAAGCUAGCCCUUUCGAAUGGCAUAUUCACAGCCGUUAGUCAACUACAUGAAAUGGCCAUGUAUGUACAGAAUCCUCUACCGGAAGAAAUCAGGCGUGCGUGGGCACUUGACUACCAUGAUGGGAAUCCAACCUUGAUGGGCGCUAGUAUGAUAUGUGCUGCCAAAGAGGUGUUUUAUACGUAUCGUCGUGGUAGCCUCGUCGAUCCAUCCGAAUCUGUCUUUGAUACAACUAAACUCACCAACUUUGGAGAGAAUUUGAUGCGCAGGAUUGCAGUAAACGCUGAUAUAGACCAUGUCGAAUUCAGAACAGCACAAGCACACUUUACAGAUCACAGACCGAGUGCAAGGCCCGAAAUCUCAACUUCAGUGAAGAACCCCAUGUGGAGAGAGUCUACUAUCAUAUCCACAGCUUCAUCUAAACUCUCAUAUCUCAUGGACCAGAUUUUCCUUCACCAUGAAAAUGAGAAGAUAAUUGUAUUUUACGAGGCCGAACACGUGGGAUAUUACAUUGCGCAGGCAUUGAAAUGUGUAAACAUCGAGCAUUUAGUAUACACCAAGAGAGAUUCAACCUCUGAGCGUUCAAAAUGUGUUGUAAAGUUCAACUCCGUCGCUGGAUUCCGUGUUAUGCUCAUGGAUGUGAAUCAAGCCGCGUUUGGUUUGGAUAUGAGCGCAGCAUCAAGAAUAUACUUCGUCAACCCAGUAUUCUCACCACAAGUUGAGGCACAAGCUAUCAAGAGAUCUCACCGCAUCGGUCAGCUCCGCCCUGUACACGUCGAGACUUUGGUUUUGAACGGAAGUAUUGAGGAGGUGAUCUUGACAAGACGAAGCACAAUGAACGGCGAAGAGCACGCGCAUCUGAAGAAUAUCCUCGACGACCGAAAGAUAUAUGACUGGAUCAAAAAUGUUCGAUUCUACCCUAUUGCGAGUAGUGAAUUACCAGGUCCAGAACAAUUUGCUCCUCUUUCUUACCCGCAACAUGCGUUUGAAAAGCGUAACAGCUCUCUGAUUGAUGCAUAUAAGGAUGUGGUCCCUACGACGGAAUCAGGAACUCUUGAGCCCGUUCCAGCCCAAUUGACGGAAAGCAGACACUCAGUUUCAGGCGGUGAAACUACUCGUAAUGUGGUUCGAUUAGGCAAUUUAAGCCAUACCUUAGGGUAUGAGAUUUCAAAUUUCAUUCUUGCAACUUAUAAGAGAGGACUUCGGGAGCGGAUUCAUGAACAAGAACUGGGACUAGGUCGCUGGAUUGAUGGUUUAAUGCUUUCGCAUCAGAUUGUUAAUGCCUCUACUAGUGGUGAGGCUGGAUCAUCCUAUUCUGCUCGCGGCGUUGGCUUUGCUACGAGAAGUCAAUCCGGAUUAACUACAGAGACCGGACAGCCUCUUCUCGAAGAUGAGGAAACAGAUGAGAAUGAUCAAAAGAACGAAGAACAUCAUCCAGAAUCUCUCCGCACAAAGCCCAUCAAGACAAGAUCGGCUGGAAAUGAUCGACAUAAUGAGUUUACCCCAUCGGAAGUCUCGAGAGAAUUGGCUGAGACAGAAGUACAAGAAGAUGGCAAAGAGGAAACCGAAAAAUAUAAAGAAGAGCAAGGCGAAGAGCGUGGGACCAUGCAAGGAAUUGAGGCGAAAUACACGUCAAAUCAUUCACGAAGACAUGAAACCCAGAGCCAUAGCCCUGCUCAAACACUCAACUUAGAGGAUAGAAUAAAAGAAAUGGUGGAAAAAACAGCUAUCAUACAACGCAAGGCUACUCAGCCCAGUGCUAGUAUAUUCGGUGGUAUUGGACCAUCUGCUCCUGCACCAUCAGUUUGGGAAACCCUAGAAUUUGGACAAAUUACCAGUGAAAAAACAACGAGUGCACCAUCGAAUACUUCAAUGAAAAUGAAUGAACCUCCAAAUGAGGAACUGGCGGCGGAGAAGGCAGAACCCUUCGAAAAUGAAAAAGAUGAAGACAUGGAGGACAAAGAGGUUGCAGAUGAUGCGGAAGAUGAGGCUACAAAUGCGGAGUCCGAUGCUUCCCAGGGAAACUUGUAUGAUGCAUAA
This is a messenger RNA of Botrytis fragariae, 4518 nucleotides long. RefSeq names its product putative snf2 family helicase protein. The transcript is spliced from 4 exons. Gene Ontology annotation, molecular function: ATP-dependent chromatin remodeler activity; ATP binding. Lineage: Eukaryota; Fungi; Ascomycota; Leotiomycetes; Helotiales; Sclerotiniaceae. The record is from RefSeq and is a predicted model, not a curated record. Bases 1 to 4518 code for a protein of 1505 amino acids.